Vollenhovia emeryi is the source of this 363-nucleotide messenger RNA. RefSeq lists its product as uncharacterized. Bases 1 to 363 code for a protein of 120 amino acids. The transcript has a single exon. The record is from RefSeq and is a predicted model, not a curated record. Gene Ontology annotation, biological process: DNA integration. Gene Ontology annotation, molecular function: nucleic acid binding. NCBI's taxonomy places the organism in Eukaryota, Metazoa, Arthropoda, Insecta, Hymenoptera, Formicidae.
AUGGCCCGCAGCUCGUUUCCAGCAACUUUGAAAAGGUUUUGCGAGCUUAACGGGAUCAAGCACAUCACGAGCGCGCCGUACCACCCGCAGUCAAAUGGCCGCGCCGAAAGAUUCGUCGGCCUCCUAAAGGAGGGACUGCAGAAGCUAAGGAGCACUGGAAAUCCAGACGAAGCUUUACGGAAGUUCCUUAUGUGCUACCGCUACACGCCGUCGUACGAACUCGGAGGCAAAUCGCCUUUCCAGCUCAUGACCGGCCGUGAAAUGAAGACGAGGCUCGACCUGGUGAAGCCGCCAUCAGAACCUCCAGCGACCCGGAAGGGCGAGAUGGAAGCCCGCUUUAACGCCCACCACGGCGCAAAAUAG